Messenger RNA from Arabidopsis thaliana (thale cress), 1362 nucleotides. It is a transcript of the gene AGP9, whose product is annotated as arabinogalactan protein 9. Lineage: Eukaryota; Viridiplantae; Streptophyta; Magnoliopsida; Brassicales; Brassicaceae. The transcript has a single exon. Gene Ontology annotation, cellular component: plasma membrane. The coding region runs from base 59 to 589 and encodes 176 amino acids. The record is from RefSeq and is marked reviewed.
ACAUUUCCUCACUCAACUCUCUCAUUCUCACUAACAGAGAGAAAAAGCAAAAGCAAAAAUGGCUCGAUCUUUCGCUAUUGCUGUGAUCUGUAUCGUCCUCAUCGCCGGCGUUACUGGUCAAGCUCCGACUUCACCACCAACCGCUACACCAGCUCCACCAACUCCAACAACUCCUCCACCAGCAGCAACUCCUCCUCCUGUCUCAGCACCACCACCAGUCACAACAUCUCCUCCUCCAGUCACCACUGCUCCUCCUCCAGCAAAUCCACCACCACCAGUCUCUUCUCCUCCUCCUGCUUCUCCUCCACCAGCUACUCCUCCUCCAGUCGCUUCUCCUCCUCCUCCCGUUGCUUCUCCUCCACCAGCAACUCCUCCUCCCGUCGCUACUCCUCCCCCAGCUCCUCUAGCUUCCCCUCCUGCUCAAGUUCCAGCUCCAGCACCGACCACGAAGCCAGAUUCUCCAUCUCCAUCUCCGUCAUCUAGCCCACCUCUUCCAUCAAGCGACGCUCCUGGACCUAGCACCGAUUCUAUCUCUCCUGCUCCUAGCCCCACUGAUGUGAACGACCAGGUUAGUAACCUUUUCUUCUAGAUCUUGUACAAUGUGUUUCAGAUCUGAGAUGUUUUGUCUGAACUUGAAUAGAUCUAAAACGGUAUGAUUUAGAAAAAAGUGAAAAACAUAAUUAGCGCAAUUUAGCAAGAAAAUGCUAGUCUUUGCUAACGUGCAACCGUAUCGUGAUUUGAUGAUUUUGGCUUGUCUGCCUCGAGAUCUUCGAAUCCUAGCCGUGAGCGCGUGAGUGCUGUAGUCACGUGACUUUGUCAGUCUGCACGUGAAUAAUUUAAUACUGCCGCGUGGCAAUAUUCUUUCGGACCAAAGUAGAUCUAGUUUAGUUUAGUAAUAAAAAAACAGUCCAAAGCGUGAUGGACGGAUUCUCUAAGAUCUGCUGUCCAAAUUAUUUAACUUUCCACCCCUAAAUUUUAGGAUCUUUUCAAAUGUAACCCCGGAUUAAGUAAUUGAACUGUGAAGUCCCUUGGCUAUUGAAAUGCUGAUUGGAAACCUUUUGUUUUGCAGAAUGGAGCUAGCAAGAUGGUUUCGAGCUUAGUAUUUGGAUCUGUUCUCGUCUGGUUUAUGAUCUAAGUGGAAUCUUUUGUGACUGUGUUACUUGCAUUUAUUUUUAUGUCGUCUUUGUUUGUUCCACUGUAUUGCUUGGGACUGAAUUCUUUUGGGAUUUAUUAUCUUUCGGAGAGGAUACUAUUGAGAGCUUGAGAUGGAGAUAGCAGGAUAUUUUGAUUGCAGAUACUUUUGUGGCUUCAUUUCUCAUUCCAUUUGAUUAUUAGUGUACUACAUUCCUUUUCUCCAUGCCU